GAAGGAGAAGAAGAGUUUGAUUUGUUGUGUUGUUUUGUUGUUUUUUUGUUUUCCUUAUUGCUUUUCGUUUGAUUAUUCAGGACAUUUUACACGUUGAGUAUUUGGACAAACUCCUCCCAGAGAUUUCAUCAGAGCAACUUCAAAUCCGUUUCACGAGGAGAUUCCAGGAUUUUCACAAGCUGUUAUUGUGAGGCGCCGGAUUAAUAAUGGAGGUCACAGGAAGCAGCUACAAAGGACCCAUCAAAAAUGGCAGGAUGGAAGGAGAGGGAGAAUACCUCUUCCCAACAGAGACCAGGUAUGAGGGAAGGAUGAAUGAUGGAGUGUUCCAGGGUGAAGGAGUACUGUACUUUCCAAAUGGAAGCAAAUAUGAGGCCACUUGGGAGAAAGGCAAAGCCAUACAGGGAACUUUUACCUUUGCCGAUGGUCUGCAGUUUGAGGAGCAGAACUGGGAUUACUGCAUUGGUUCCGACAGACGCUUCUACACUGAGAGAUGCUAUGGACUAAGACCUGCAGGAGAAUCUCAGCUCACGGAUCUGCAUCCUCCACGUGUGAUCCCGGACUUGGGCCACGAUUGUGGGGAUGGUUUCUAUGAUCCCACCACAAGAGUAGUCACUUCCUACACAGGCAGAUUCCUCAGGAACGCGGAUGACUCGGAACAUGAGUGGAUUGUGCGCACUUGUCGGAAAGCUGGAGACUUAGGUGAUGACGAUGGUCCUGAAAAAUCUGCUGCAACCGGACCUGAAGAGACCAGCGAAAUCAAAUGAAAAUGUGUGUGUGUGUG
Limanda limanda (common dab) is the source of this 781-nucleotide messenger RNA. RefSeq names its product MORN repeat containing 5 (gene morn5). The transcript is spliced from 6 exons. The coding region runs from base 207 to 764 and encodes 185 amino acids. Lineage: Eukaryota; Metazoa; Chordata; Actinopteri; Pleuronectiformes; Pleuronectidae. The record is from RefSeq and is a predicted model, not a curated record.